Messenger RNA from Erinaceus europaeus (western European hedgehog), 1742 nucleotides. It is a transcript of the gene CSTPP1, whose product is annotated as centriolar satellite-associated tubulin polyglutamylase complex regulator 1. Bases 215 to 1183 code for a protein of 322 amino acids. The record is from RefSeq and is a predicted model, not a curated record. Lineage: Eukaryota; Metazoa; Chordata; Mammalia; Eulipotyphla; Erinaceidae. The transcript is spliced from 10 exons.
UCGGCUGCGUGGGUGCCAUGGCAACGCGGAGAGCCGGCAACCUGACUUCCGGAAGUGGGAGCACUGCGGCUUAGAAACUGCUCAAGUCCAAGGAUGCUGAGUCCCGAGCGCCUAGCGUUGCCCGACUACGAGUAUUUGGCUCAACGACAUGUCCUCACGUAUAUGGAGGAUGCAGUUUGCCAGCUGCUAGAGAACAAGGAAGAUAUUAGCCAAUAUGGCAUUGCCAGGUUCUUCACAGAGUAUUUGUUCUAGGUUGGAGUCAUACUGUUGGAACCAUUCUCUACUAAUUUUGGACUCAGGAAACCACUCCUUCCACUUGUCUCUUCAGGCCAGAGGUUUUAAUAGUGUAUGUCAGGGAACUCACAUUCUUUUUCGGGAGUUCAGCUUCAUCCAAGCCACCCCUCAUAACAGGGCAUCAUUUUUACGGGCCUUCUGGAGAUGCUUCCGAACUGUGGGCAAAAAUGGUGAUUUGCUGACCAUGAAGGAAUACCACUGUUUACUACAGUUACUCUGCCCGGACUUCCCACUGGAGCUCACUCAGAAAGCAGCCAGGAUUGUACUCAUGGAUGAUGCCAUGGACUGCCUCAUGUCCUUCUCGGACUUCCUGUUCGCCUUCCAGAUCCAGUUUUACUACUCAGAAUUCCUGGACAGCGUGGCUGCCAUCUACCAGGACCUGCUAUCGGGCAAGAAUCCCAACACAGUGAUCGUGCCAACGUCAUCCAGUGGGCAGCACCGGCAGCGGCCGGCCCUGGGCGAGGCCAGCAUGCUGGAGGGUGUGGAGGCAGCUCUGUUCUACCAGCGCCUGGAGAGUCUGUGUGACCGGCACAAGUACAGCUGCCCACCCCCGGCAUUUGUCAAGGAAGUCCUGAGCAACGUUCAGAGGCUGACCUUCUAUGGAUUCCUUGUGGCUCUCUCAAAGCAUCAUGGGAUCAACCAAGCCCUAGGAGCUUUGCCCGACAAAGGGGACCUGAUGCACGACCCAGCCAUGGACGAGGAGCUGGAACGACUGCUAGCCCAGGUGCCGGGCCUGGUCAACCCGGUCACUGGCAGCCCAGAGGCCAGCAGCCUGCCCUCCCGGACCACUCCCAGAGUUGGCUCCCCCUGGAGGCCCCUCCAUCACACCCGCAAAAUGGAUGCGGAGAGCGAUGGCUCUACUGAAGAGACAGAUGAGUCCGAGACUUGAGGCGGCUGGAGGGUGCUGCUGACAACACACGGGAUGCUGGUCCCACUCCGCCAUGGGGGCUGCUGCCCAACCUCCCUGGUUCCUGUGCCAUGCUGCCCUCUGCCAGUUAAAAAUAAGGCCAAAUAAUGCAGUGAUCUGAGACCUGCCAACAAGGGCUCUGAUCAGCAGUGUUUCACAGCUUUCUCCCCUGCCCACUUUGGGCCUUUGCCCUAAAGUCACCCUGGGCCAACAACAAAUUUGCUGAGGCUGCCGGGAAGGUCACUUGGCCUUCUGCUCUUUUGCUGACAACCCCCCCACACACACACACCGCCGCCGCCUACCCCAUAAAGUUCAUCUCACAGCAACUCCAGGAAGGGCAGUACCCCAAGUAGUUGUGCAGAAGCUGCCAUGGUCGGGGUGACGCCUGUGAUGCCGGUGGGGGGACAUUACCACGGUGGCCUGCUGAGCGUCUCCAGUCAUAAGAUGGGGAAGGGUGGGCAAGACAACUCAUUCCAAAACUGUUUCAAGUCAUCUGUCUAAUCGUGAACUCUGACAUGAAUAAAGUCCCUGUGUCUGGUAA